Molecule: messenger RNA, 777 nt
Organism: Cyclocybe aegerita
Lineage: Eukaryota; Fungi; Basidiomycota; Agaricomycetes; Agaricales; Hemipholiotaceae
Source: the annotation of a GenBank genome assembly
AUGGCCAUGGCGCUCGCGGAGGCUGGGGCGCGUGCGGUGUACUGCGUCGACCAGGGUCCGGAACCGUCAUAUGAGUGGAAGGCAACAAGGGAGCAUCUCCAGCGACUGGAGCCAUUGGACCGACCGAUGCCCUCCACGGGCGAGAAAUCCAAGGCAGGCGGGUGGGAACCUCCACGCCUCGAGUACAUUUCCGCCGACGUGCGCGACCAAGCGCUCAUACUCUCCAUCGGCGAAUCCAUCGGAGCACGCGAAUGCAGACUCGACGUGUGCGUCGCCGCCGCCGGUAUACCCAGCACGCACACGGGCUGUCUCUCCUACCCCUCCUCCGAAUUCCGGCGCGUCCUUGACGUGAACGCCGCCGGCACUCUGUUCACCGCGCAGGCGGCAGGGCGGCAGAUGAAGAAAUUUGGCAACGGCGGGAGCAUCGUGCUCGUCGCGUCCAUGAGCGGCUCAAUCACGAAUCGGGGGCAUAAAUGGGUCGCGUACAAUGCGAGCAAGGCAGCUGUGCUGCAGAUGGCGAGGAGCAUGGCGUGUGAGCUCGCCAGGGAUGCAAUUAGGGUCAAUUCCCUUUCUCCUGGGUAUAUGUAUACCAACAUGUCGGCAGCAGAGCUUGAGACGACGCCGCAGCUUUUGGAUCAGUGGUCUGAACUGACGCCUAUGGGUAGGAUUGGACGUCCAGACGAGCUGCGCGGUGUUGUAACGUGGUUAGCGAGCGACGCGUCAAGUUAUUGUACAGGAAGCGAUAUUCUUGUGGCAGGAGGACAUCAGGCAUGGUAG